This is a messenger RNA of Panonychus citri (citrus red mite), 757 nucleotides long. RefSeq lists its product as uncharacterized. NCBI's taxonomy places the organism in Eukaryota, Metazoa, Arthropoda, Arachnida, Trombidiformes, Tetranychidae. The record is from RefSeq and is a predicted model, not a curated record. The coding region runs from base 167 to 700 and encodes 177 amino acids. The transcript has 2 exons.
UCAUUUCAAUUUGUAAUCAAAGUUAAAUCUCAAAUGUUGAUUUGUCUUUGAUAAUUUGUUAAUUGUUUGUCUUAACAAAAAACGAGCUUAUUUAAAUAGCAAUGCUUGUGAUUAACUGAUUAAUUGGUAAAGUGUUUAGCUAUUAUUGUGGACAAUUAAUCUAACAAUGUAUUCAAAUGAGGAAGCAGUAGUUAAUGAUGACGAUUGUGUUGACAAUCAAUCAAUUGUUGAUUCUAAUCAAUCAAGUGUUGAAGUGGACUCAACAUCAGCAUCACCAUCAACAGCAACAAUUAAUCAGCCCUCAGGCUAUAAUUGUUCAGAAACCAGUGAGGUUGCCAAAAAAGAGGCUAAUCUAUUGGCUAAUCUAAUCGGACGAAGUGGAUUAACUGAUUGUGAUGUUGAUUGUCAAUCUAAAGAUAACAAUAACAACUUAAGUACUUUUGAUAUGUGGAUGGACAUGGAUGAGAUUGAUUUAGAAGUAGAGAAUCAGGAUAAUUCAAUUAAAUCAGUUCAAUCAUCAUCAAAAGAGACAAUUAAAUCGACUAAUCAGUCAAAUCAAAUUGAUAUUGAUGCUAAUUGUUCAUCUAAUCAUUUGGAUAAAGUGAAACAUGAAAUGAAUAUUAAUUUACGAGAUGAAUGUGCGCAAAUCAACAAUUCAAUUAACUCAGGAGAUGAUUUAUUAUCACUGGUUGAUUCUUAAUUAUUAACAAUUAACUAAAUUGUGAUCAACUUUCAACUCUGCAACUUUUGUUUACUU